AUGAAAUUGCCCCUGGGAUCACGUCCAUGGCCUGUGAUAGGAAGUCUCCAUCUCUUGGGAAGCCUUCCUCAUCAGGCUCUCGCGGCGCAUGCAAAGAGAUAUGGAUCCAUUCUGUUCCUUCGCCUGGGAUCCGUACCCACCGCUGUUGUGUCUUCGCCUGCAAUGGCCAAAGAGUUCCUCAAAACCCAUGAUUUGGUCUUUGCAACAAGACCAAACUGCACAGUGGGGAAAUAUAUAUGCUACGAUCAUAAAGACGUGGCGUUUAGCCCCUAUGGAUCGUACUGGAGGCAGAUGAGAAAGGUGUGCAACUGCACGGUUGAGCUGCUCACAGUAAAGAGAACCGAAUCUUUCAGAUUUGUGAGAGAGGAAGAAGUGUGUGCCAUGAUCGGCUCCAUCUGGCAGGAAAGUGGGCACGGAGUGCAGUGUGUGGAUGUGAGGAAGAUGCUUUCCUCCCUAACACAAAAUGUUACUUGCAGAAUGUUUGCCAGCAGAACGUACUCAGACAAAGAAUUGAAUGGAGGGUAUGGCUUCAAAGAAAUGAUUGAGGAGAUGUUUACUGUGUUCGCUCUAUUUUGCAUUGGCGAUUUCAUUCCUUCUCUUGAUUGGCUCGACUUGCAAGGAUUCCGUCGUCGCAUGCAGGCCGUUCACAAAAUAUUCGACGGAUUUGCAGGCCGUUCACUAUUCUGCUUUUGA
Molecule: messenger RNA, 693 nt
Organism: Cryptomeria japonica (Japanese cedar)
Lineage: Eukaryota; Viridiplantae; Streptophyta; Pinopsida; Cupressales; Cupressaceae
Product: cytochrome P450 750A1-like
Exons: 1
Coding region: 1-693 (230 amino acids)
Molecular function (GO): oxidoreductase activity, acting on paired donors, with incorporation or reduction of molecular oxygen; monooxygenase activity; heme binding
Source: RefSeq, a predicted model, not a curated record